UCCUCACCAAUCAUUUCUUUUUGUUUUCUCUAUAAAACCUAACCCCACCCCUAUUUCUUACCUUCUUUGCAUCAUUAUAUUAAUAUAAAACCGCAUCCUUAUCUUUUCCCUCAACCAUUCGUUUCUUCCUAUUUCUUCCUCUCCCUUCCCAUAACCAGAUCUAGGGUUUCACAGCACAGAACCUAAUGCAAAAUUCUCCAAUGUUUUCCAAAUUCUCAUGACACACCCCUCCCUCAUGCGUCGAAUUCGUCUUCUUCACUCUUUCUCAGUCGUUUUUCUCUACUGGUUCUACGUUUUCUCAUGAACUUCCUCUCAAUAAUCCCUUAAUCCUGUCUCUUUCUUCGUAAUCAUUCAUCAUCAUAUUCAUCAAAAAAUUAGAUCUGAAAUUCAUAAUUCCGUAAUUUUUUUAUAUUUUAUUUUUAUAAUUCUGUUGUAUAAUCCAAUAAAAAUGGCUUCGAUUCAUGGUACGGCGAGUUCAGGAUCUGACGGAACGAUCGACGAGAGGAAACGGAAGAGGAUGCUAUCGAACCGUGAAUCCGCGAGACGAUCACGGAUGAGAAAGCAGAAACAGUUAGAGGAUCUGAGCGAUGAAGCAAGCAAGUUACAAAUUGAGAACAAGAAACUCGCGGAGGAUAUAAAAUCCAAGGAAGAAUCGUUGAUUGAAAUGGAAGCUUCUAACGGCGUUAUCAGAGCGAGGACUAUGGAGUUAACGGAGCGGUUACGGUUUCUUAACUCGAUUCUUGAAAUCGCUGAAGAAGUUAGUGGAUUAACGGUUGAGAUUCCGGAGAUUCCGGAUCCGGUUCUUAAUCCGUGGCGAGUUCAUCAUCCGAUUCAACGGAUUAUGGCGUCUGCGGAUGUGUUCUUGCAUUGAUUGAACGAGCCUUUGUUAGUUUACUGUUGAAUGUGUUUUUUUAGUUUAAGUUAUUACCAUUGUGUGUAUAAAUAAUGAUGGUGGAGUUGUGAUGGUUGUUAUUUUAUUGGGUUGAUGAUGUAACAUAUAUCUACCUGCAUUGUUUAAUUUAUGUAAUCAUUUUUAAUGUCA
Vicia villosa (hairy vetch) is the source of this 1042-nucleotide messenger RNA. RefSeq names its product bZIP transcription factor 53-like. The record is from RefSeq and is a predicted model, not a curated record. Gene Ontology annotation, biological process: positive regulation of DNA-templated transcription. Gene Ontology annotation, cellular component: nucleus. Gene Ontology annotation, molecular function: DNA-binding transcription factor activity; transcription cis-regulatory region binding. Bases 449 to 871 code for a protein of 140 amino acids. NCBI's taxonomy places the organism in Eukaryota, Viridiplantae, Streptophyta, Magnoliopsida, Fabales, Fabaceae. The transcript has a single exon.